GGAAAACCAAGAGUCAGGCUAGAAACCGCAGCCAAGGGCGCUCAAUCAGGCUCAAGCCAUCGAACCGAUCCUCCAGGGAGGCCGAAUUCGCCCGGUCCUCUCCGAAUCGUCACCGAAGCCACUACACGAGAUCGGCCCGCCGCACCACGACAAUGCGAAGAGCGACCCCGAAGCAGAUCGGCUCCGUCUGCCAGCUGUGCCCCGUUGCGUCAGCCCAGAUUGCCAGCCAGAGGUUCAUCCGCCGGGCUCUAUUGUCACAAAGCCGCCAUGUCCGAAGCCUGAACGCGCGGCCCGUCGGUGUGCGAUGGCUUGCAACCGCAUCUGCGAUUCCCGAACCAGCUUCUGCACGACCCUCAGUCCCCGCCACCUCGAACACCCCGGUGGAAUUGUUGAACCCUGCCCAGCUGGCCAAGGCAGUGGAGGACACCAGAGACAAGUUUGUUUCUACUGAUGGGAUCCCGGCCAAACAAUUGACGGCCACGGCGCUCGAGACAUGCCUCAAAGCUGCGGAAGCCCUCCAACCAUUAGUGAGGAGGGCUGAGGCCCAGGCUCGGGCUUCAACCUCGAAGCUCAUGGCCCUAGGCUCCGAGCGAACCGGCGCAAAGCCAUUGGUAAAUGCUGAGUUGAGGGACAGCGUCAAUAAGAUCUCAUACUCAGCAUAUACCAUCAUCAGCCAACCUAAUGUUGAGAUGUCGCCCGAAUUUCUCGAACUGUACGUCGUGAUCCAGGCCACCCUAGGCCGCCCGGAGUCACUGCCUGCUGUCCUAGAGCAGUUCGCCACCAAGCCUCGGCCUGUGGUCAAAAAUGGUGUGAUUCAAUACGUCCGCCGGAAUCCCAAUUCUGCCGUUAGGGCCAUUGAGGAGGGAGUCGCCGACAUGGCUUUGCAGACAGCCAUUGAUGCCAAGAACUUGGAUUCAGCUCUAGGCAUCGUUGAGGCCUCGUUCAGUCUCCCUGCCUUCAAACGCCAAAAGAUGCUCAAGCACUCUACUGCCCCUGCCUUGGCUCUUACCACACUGCCCUUUGGCAUUUUCGGCCUAGCAUCUGGCUACGCUGCCUACUGGCAAAACACCAUGGAUGUCACGACCGCAACGGGUCUUGGUGUCGCUGGUAUCUCGGGCUACUUCCUUGUGGUGGGAUCAAUGGGCCUGAUUGCCAAGCUUAGCAACAAGGACCAAAUGAAGCGAGUGACCUGGGCGCCGGGCACGCCGCUGCGUUACCGGUGGCUGAGGGAGGAAGAGCGUGCGGCACUAGACAAGAUUGCGUGUGCAUGGGGUUUCAAAGAGCCUUGGAGGCACGGAGAGGAGUCGGGGCCUGAGUGGGAAGGCUUGAAGGAGUAUAUGGGCUACCGACAGAUGAUUCUAGAUCGGGUGGAGUUCAUGGAUGGGAUGAACGAGACUUCACGUGAAUGCGGAGAGAAAGAAGCAAAGCCUCACAGACCCGAAGACUCCGAGAGGCCCUUUGCAAAGUACACCAAACGCUAA
Messenger RNA from Ilyonectria robusta, 1481 nucleotides. RefSeq lists its product as uncharacterized. The record is from RefSeq and is a predicted model, not a curated record. Lineage: Eukaryota; Fungi; Ascomycota; Sordariomycetes; Hypocreales; Nectriaceae. Bases 153 to 1481 code for a protein of 442 amino acids. The transcript has 2 exons.